Molecule: messenger RNA, 1175 nt
Organism: Ziziphus jujuba (common jujube)
Lineage: Eukaryota; Viridiplantae; Streptophyta; Magnoliopsida; Rosales; Rhamnaceae
Product: protein SEED AND ROOT HAIR PROTECTIVE PROTEIN
Exons: 2
Coding region: 366-938 (190 amino acids)
Source: RefSeq, a predicted model, not a curated record
UUUGGUUGAAUGCGAGUAUUCUCGAGUCCCCUGACCCUCUUUUUUUGUGUGUUGAUGAAAAUCCUUGCAGUUUUAAAUAACAAAACAACAGAGUUUGUGGAAGGCAUUUUUGGUGGAAUAAACGAUCGUACGUGCGACGUGUCCAUGGAACGGAAGUGUCAAACAAAUAUGGAUUCGAUUCCUCUGGAAAAUCGUGCAACCAAUUACGUCUUAAUUAUCAGCAAUAUAUAUACUCUUUGAUUCUAUCCCCUAUUCCCGGCCUUUAUAUAAGAAUAAGGUAAUAAUCUCCAACACCAUCAACCCAAUAUCAUUAUUAACCAUCACAUCUUUGAUCUCACACCCAAAACAUUCGAAAUAUUGUAGCCAUGGCACUCUCUCGCCUCCUAGUUUCUAUGCUUCUCUCUUCGUUACUAGUAAUAGCCUCUGCUACCAAUUAUGAUCAAUAUCCUCCACAAGGACCAAAAUCAGACUACUCUGACAAUGACAAUUACAAUCCAAAACUGCCCCUCCUCACCAACGAACUAUUACCCACCGAUCAAAUUGCUUUUCAAGGCUUUAUUUCAUGCAAAUUGGGCAUCAAAGACCUCCCACUUAAAGGAGCUUUGGCAAGGAUUACAUGCCUGGUUGAGGAUAAGAAUGGAUACGAGAGAACUUUAUCUACCUUGAGUUGUCCAACUGACGCCACAGGUUUCUUCUUUGCAACGCUUUCGGCUUCAGAGCUUGAAGAAAAGACUAAGCUCACGGCUUGCAAGGCAAUCCUUGAAGAAUCUCCAUUGAAGACUUGUAACUUCCCUACUGAUAUUAACAAUGGAAUUACUGGCUAUCAAGUUAAGCUUGAUUCAUAUCGCUCUCUCCUUGACAAGAACAUGAAGAUUUUCUCUCUUCCCGCUUUCUUCUACACUACCUCUGAACCUAAACCAGACCCUAAUGGUUACUGAGACAUAUACGUUUUUUCAUUGAUCAUGCCCUCGUUUUUCUUUUUCUUUUUAAUAUUCAUUAUAUAGGGCUGGGGAAUUUAAGCAAAGGGAAGGGAAGGAAAUAUGUUUUUGUUGGUCAAUGUUAAUUUUGUUAGUUUCAUUGUGUUGUAUUUUCUGCCAUUUGAGAGAUUGUGUAAUAAGCUCUGCUGAUGCAUUAAUAUUAUUUGUUUGUCAUCUUCGAUGUGCACAUUUGAGCUA